GGCGACGGCGGCGGAGCGGUGGGUCGGUAUCUGCGCGCUGUGUCUGAGGCCCAGGCUGAGGCCUCCGCGGUUGCAGGAGUGCAAGCGGUGGAGAGGAUGACUGCUGCUGCUGUUCUCUCCUGAGCCGUCGCCACCUCCUCUUUCCCCCGGCAGGGCGGAGAGGAGCGGCCGGAGUCUGAGCGAUGGUGCCUGGAGAGGAGAACCAACUGGUCCCGAAAGAGGAUGUGUUUUGGAGAUGCAGACAAAAUAUCUUUGAUGAAAUGAAGAAGAAAUUUUUACAGGUAGACUGCUGAUGUAAUUGCUUUAGUGUGAUAAUCAGCAGAGCAAGUAACAGCAUAUAGAAAAUGCUGCUGAAGAACCUAGAGUCUUAUGUAUAAUACAAGAUACUACUAAUUCAAAGACAGUGAAUGAACGAAUCACUUUAAAUUUGCCAGCUUCUACUCCACUCAGAAAGCUCUUUGAAGAUGUGGCCAACAAAGUAGGCUACAUAAAUGGAACCUUCGAUUUGGUGUGGGGAAAUGGAAUCAAUACUGCUGAUAUGGCUCCACUAGAUCAUACCAGUGACAAGUCUCUUCUUGAUGCUAAUUUUGAGCCAGGAAAGAAGAAUUUUCUGCAUUUGACAGAUAAAGAUGGUGAACAGCCUCAAAUACUGCUGGAGGAUUCCAGCGCUGGGGAUGACAGUGUCCAAGACAGAUUUAUAGGUCCGCUUCCAAGAGAAGGUUCUGUGGGCUCUACCAGUGAUUAUGUCAGCCAAAGCUACUCUUAUUCAUCUAUUUUGAAUAAAUCAGAAACUGGAUAUGUGGGAUUAGUAAACCAAGCAAUGACUUGCUAUUUGAAUAGCCUUUUGCAAACACUUUUUAUGACUCCUGAAUUUAGGAAUGCAUUAUAUAAGUGGGAGUUUGAAGAAUCUGAAGAAGAUCCAGUGACAAGUAUCCCAUACCAACUACAAAGACUUUUUGUUUUAUUACAAACCAGCAAAAAGAGAGCAAUUGAAACCACAGAUGUUACAAGGAGCUUUGGAUGGGAUAGUAGUGAGGCUUGGCAGCAGCAUGAUGUACAAGAACUGUGCAGAGUUAUGUUUGAUGCUUUGGAACAGAAAUGGAAACAAACAGAACAGGCUGAUCUUAUAAAUGAGCUAUAUCAAGGCAAGCUGAAGGACUACGUGAGAUGUCUGGAAUGUGGUUAUGAGGGCUGGAGAAUCGACACAUAUCUUGAUAUUCCAUUGGUCAUCCGACCUUAUGGGUCCAGCCAAGCAUUUGCUAGUGUGGAAGAAGCAUUGCAUGCAUUUAUUCAGCCAGAAAUCCUGGAUGGCCCAAAUCAAUAUUUUUGUGAACGUUGUAAGAAGAAGUGUGAUGCACGAAAGGGCCUUCGGUUUUUGCAUUUUCCUUAUCUGCUGACCUUACAGUUGAAAAGAUUUGAUUUUGAUUAUACAACCAUGCACAGGAUUAAAUUGAAUGAUCGGAUGACAUUUCCUGAAGAGCUAGAUAUGAGUACAUUUAUUGAUGUUGAAGAUGAGAAAUCUCCGCAGACUGAAAGUUGCACUGAUAGUGGAGCAGAAAAUGAAGGUAGUUGUCACAGUGAUCAGAUGAGCAAUGACUUCUCCAAUGAUGAUGGCGUUGACGAAGGGAUCUGCCUUGAAAGCAAUAGUGGGACUGAAAAGAUUUCAAAACCUGGUCUUGAAAAGAAUUCCUUGAUCUAUGAGCUCUUCUCCGUUAUGGUUCAUUCAGGGAGUGCUGCUGGUGGUCAUUAUUAUGCUUGUAUAAAGUCAUUCAGUGAUGAUCAGUGGUACAGCUUCAAUGAUCAACACGUCAGCAGGAUAACACAAGAGGACAUUAAGAAAACACAUGGUGGAUCUUCAGGAAGCAGAGGGUAUUACUCCAGUGCUUUUGCAAGCUCCACAAAUGCAUAUAUGCUGAUAUAUAGACUGAAGGAUCCAGCAAGAAAUGCAAAAUUUCUAGAAGUAGAUGAAUAUCCAGAACAUAUUAAAAAUUUGGUGCAGAGAGAAAGAGAACUGGAAGAACAAGAAAAGAGGCAACGAGAAAUUGAACGCAACACAUGCAAGAUAAAAUUAUUCUGUUUGCAUCCUGUGAAACAAGUAAUGAUGGAAAAUAAAUUGGAGGUUCAUAAGGAUAAGACAUUAAAGGAAGCAGUAGAAGUGGCUUACAAGAUGAUGGAUUUAGAAGAGGUAAUACCCCUGGAUUGUUGUCGCCUUGUUAAAUAUGAUGAGUUUCAUGAUUAUCUUGAACGAUCGUAUGAAGGAGAAGAAGAUACACCAAUGGGACUUCUACUAGGUGGAGUGAAGUCAACAUAUAUGUUUGAUCUGCUGUUGGAGACAAGAAAACCUGAUCAAGUUUUUCAGUCUUAUAAACCUGGAGAAGUGAUGGUGAAAGUUCAUGUUGUUGAUCUAAAGGCAGAAUCUGUAGCUGCUCCUAUCACUGUUCGUGCUUACUUAAAUCAAACAGUUACAGAGUUCAAACAACUUAUUUCAAAGGCUAUCCAUUUACCUGCUGAAACAAUGAGAAUAGUGCUGGAACGCUGCUACAAUGAUUUGCGUCUUCUCACUGUGCCCAGUAAAACCCUGAAAGCUGAAGGUUUUUUUAGAAGUAACAAGGUAUUUGUUGAAAGUUCUGAGACUUUGGAUUACCAGAUGGCCUUUACAGACUCUCAUUUGUGGAAACUCCUGGAUCGGCAUGCAAAUACUAUCAGAUUAUUUGUUUUGUUACCUGAACAAUCCCCAGGAUCUUAUUCCAAAAGGACAGCAUACCAGAAAGCUGGGGGUGAUUCUGGUAAUGUGGAUGAUGAUUGUGAAAGAGUGAAAGGACCUGUGGGGAGCCUAAAGUCUGUGGAAGCUAUUCUAGAAGAAAGCACUGAGAAACUCAAAAGCUUGUCACUGCAGCAGCAGCAAGAUGGAGAUAAUGGGGACAGCAGCAAAAGUACUGAGACAAGUGACUUUGAAAACAUUGAAUCACCUCUCAAUGAGAGAGACUCUUCAGCAUCAGUGGAUAAUAGAGAACUUGAACAGCAUAUUCAGACUUCUGAUCCUGAAAAUUUUCAGUCUGAAGAACGAUCAGACUCAGAUGUGAAUAAUGACAGGAGUACAAGUUCAGUGGACAGUGAUAUUCUUAGUUCCAGUCAUAGCAGUGACACUUUGUGCAAUGCAGAUAAUGCUCAAAUCCCUUUGGCUAACGGCCUUGACACUCACAGCAUCACGAGUAGUAGAAGAACUAAAGCAAAUGAAGGGAAAAAAGAGACAUGGGAUACAGCAGAAGAAGACUCUGGAACUGACAGUGAAUAUGACGAGAGUGGCAAGAGCAGGGGAGAAAUACAGUACAUGUACUUCAAAGCAGAACCGUAUGCUGCAGAUGAAGGUUCUGGGGAAGGACAUAAAUGGUUGAUGGUGCAUGUUGAUAAAAGAAUUACUCUGGCUGCUUUCAAGCAACAUUUAGAGCCCUUUGUUGGAGUUCUGUCCUCUCACUUCAAGGUCUUUCGAGUAUAUGCCAGCAAUCAAGAGUUUGAGAGCGUUCGACUGAAUGAGACACUUUCAUCAUUUUCAGAUGACAAUAAGAUUACAAUUAGACUGGGGAGAGCACUUAAAAAAGGAGAAUACAGAGUUAAAGUGUACCAGCUCCUAAUCAAUGAACAAGAGCCAUGCAAGUUUCUGCUAGAUGCUGUGUUUGCAAAAGGAAUGACUGUACGGCAAUCAAAAGAGGAAUUAAUUCCACAACUCAGGGAGCAAUGUGGUUUAGAGCUCAGUAUUGACAGGUUUCGUCUAAGGAAAAAAACAUGGAAGAAUCCUGGCACUGUCUUUUUGGAUUACCAUAUUUAUGAAGAAGAUAUUAAUAUUUCCAGCAACUGGGAGGUUUUCCUUGAAGUUCUUGAUGGGGUGGAGAAGAUGAAGUCCAUGUCUCAGCUGGCAGUUUUGUCACGACGGUGGAGGCCCUCUGAGAUGAAGCUGGAUCUCUUCCAGGAGGUCGUGUUGGAAAGCAGUAGUGUUGAUGAGUUGCGAGAGAAGCUUUGUGAAAUCAGUGGAAUUCCUUUGGAAGAUAUUGAAUUUGCCAAGGGUAGAGGAACUUUUCCUUGUGAUAUUUCUGUCCUUGAUAUUCAUCAGGAUUUGGACUGGAAUCCUAAAGUUUCUACCCUGAAUGUCUGGCCUCUUUAUAUCUGUGAUGAUGGUGCAGUCAUAUUUUAUAGGGAUAAAACAGAAGAAUUAAUGGAGUUGACAGAGGAGCAAAGAAAUGAACUGAUGAAAAAAGAAAGCAGUCGGCUUCAGAAGACAGGACAUCGUGUAACGUACUCACCUCGAAAAGAGAAAGCACUAAAAAUAUAUCUGGAUGGAGCACCAAAUAAAGAUCUGACUCAAGACUGACUCUGCUAGUGUAGCAUCUUCCCUGGGGGAUUUUGGUUUUAAUUAGACGGUUCACUGCUACUGUGUAGUGCCAUUAUGGCCGGACGUGGUUAGGGAUAACCCCGUGACACCAGCACUGAUUGGACUGCCCUUCACCAAUCAGAAGCUCAGUGCCCAGUGGGCCACUGUUUUGACUUGGAAUCAUGUUGUGCACUAUAGUGAAAUGUACUGUAAAGUGAAAAGGGAUGUGCAAAAAAAUAAAAACAGAAAGCAAAACCUGCUACUAGACAAGGGAAGGGGAAUGAGUAAACGUCUUUUUUGCGGACAAAUGUGCACAUAGCCGCUAGUAAAACUAGCCUCAAACAGGAUGCUCAUAGCUUAAUAAUAAAAGCUGUGCAAAGGCCAUGAAUGAAUGAAUUUUCUGUUUAUUUCACGGAUACACACAUUACCUCAUUGACAAUUCGUAAGUAAAUGCAACGUGUGUUGACUCUUGGAAAGCAGCAAAAAUAGGAGCUGAAGAAAGAAAUUCUUAGAACCAGCCAUAACCCAGUAAAAAUUGUGAAGUUGUUUCUUUUGUUUCAUUUUUUGCGGAGUAUAAAGACCAUUAUUCUGGAACAUCAAAACAUAUCCCUUAGACUGCUCCCAGCAGAUGGCAGCUCAAAUUGCUGAAUAUUGUAAUUAUAACUGUACUUAAGUUAUGGAUGUAGAGAAUACGUUUCACUCGUUCAUUCAGCAUGUAAAUAUAAUUGAUCCUAUUGAUUAUAAU
This is a messenger RNA of Molossus molossus (Pallas's mastiff bat), 5111 nucleotides long. RefSeq names its product ubiquitin specific peptidase 47 (gene USP47). Gene Ontology annotation, cellular component: nucleus; cytosol. The transcript is spliced from 29 exons. NCBI's taxonomy places the organism in Eukaryota, Metazoa, Chordata, Mammalia, Chiroptera, Molossidae. The record is from RefSeq and is a predicted model, not a curated record. Bases 539 to 4366 code for a protein of 1275 amino acids. Gene Ontology annotation, molecular function: cysteine-type deubiquitinase activity; cysteine-type endopeptidase activity. Gene Ontology annotation, biological process: protein deubiquitination.